Molecule: messenger RNA, 1929 nt
Organism: Ostrinia furnacalis (Asian corn borer)
Lineage: Eukaryota; Metazoa; Arthropoda; Insecta; Lepidoptera; Crambidae
Gene: Setd3
Product: SET domain containing 3
Exons: 9
Coding region: 238-1722 (494 amino acids)
Biological process (GO): peptidyl-lysine trimethylation; peptidyl-lysine monomethylation; actin modification
Molecular function (GO): protein-L-histidine N-tele-methyltransferase activity; protein binding; protein-lysine N-methyltransferase activity
Source: RefSeq, a predicted model, not a curated record
AGUUCUAGUUUAGAAAUCGAGAUGGCGUUUAUCUGAUAUUCCGAACAUGAGACAUGAUGACAGGAGAGGUUCUGUGACAACCUCAACAGCUAUCAAAUGUCAUUUCAUUUCUUUGAAAUGAAAACAUUUCAAAUUGUAGUCUAUUUUUAGUAUUUUCCCACGUUUUACAUUAACAUUUUGAGUACUUUCUUUGAAUUUUACAGUUAUUGCUUACGUUUGUCUUUUCUUCAAUUUAAAAUGGGUCGAAAAUCUCACUCAAAACAGACCACCAAAAAGAACUCUGGUAAAGAAAAUAACAGGACGAUUCAGAAAAGAAAGGAACUUUCAGUAUUAGUUGAUAAAGUUCUUCGACUAACUAGCAUAUUCCAAGCAGCUUGUAGCUUAACCAAGAGUUGGGAGCACCAUUUGGAAAUCUUUGAGAUCCUCAAGGAAAUCAGUAAUGUUGAGACUGCAUACUCCGGCAAAAGUAAGCCGAUUCCACGUAAGGCAAAUAUUGAGAAGUACUUACAGUGGUUAAAUGACAAUGAAGCACAAUUUGAAGGUGUGGAAAUUAGCGAGUUUGAUGGCUAUGAGCUUGGUUUGAAGGCCGUCAAAGAGUUUAAAGAAGACUCACUAAUUCUCACGGUGCCCACCAAAGUCAUGAUGACGGAAAAGAAUGCCCACGAAUCGGAGUUGUCAGAAUUUAUAAAAGUUGAUCCACUGCUUCAGAAUAUGCCAAAUAUUACACUUGCAUUGUUCCUGUUAUUAGAGAAAAAUAAUCCAGAUUCUCUUUGGAAACCAUACAUUGAUAUAUUACCAGAAAAAUAUUCAACUAUCCUAUACUUCAAUCUAAAAGAAUUGGCAGCGCUUAAGCCAUCACCUGUUUUCGAAUCAUCCCUGAAACUCUACAGAAGUAUUGCAAGACAGUAUGCCUAUUUCUAUAACAAGAUACAUACUCUUGAUUUGCCAGUACUAAAAAAGCUCCAAGAAAUUUUCACAUUUGAAAACUACAGAUGGGCAGUGUCAACCGUGAUGACGAGGCAGAACAACAUCCAGCUGGGAGACAAUGACGUCACCGCUUUCAUCCCGCUGUGGGAUAUGUGCAACCACGAGCAUGGAAAGAUCACAACAGAUUUCAACAAGGAUAAGAACAGAGGCGAGUGCUACGCGCUACGCGACUUUAAGCCUGGAGAACAAAUCUUCAUCUUCUACGGGGCUCGAUCCAACGCAGAUUUAUUUCUACACAAUGGAUUCGUGUACCCAAACAACCAGCACGACAGUCUCUCUCUAAGCCUGGGCAUCAGCGCCGGCGACCCGCUGCGCGAAAGCAAGCAGUCUCUUCUCACCAAGCUUGGUCUGGCAGGCAUCACGCACUACAACCUGUAUCUAGGAGACAACCCUGUGAGCGCAGAGCUACUGGCUUUUAUAAGGAUCUUCAAUAUGAACCAAGAGGAACUCACCAAAUGGUCGAGCCAAGGUCUGCCGGGUGACCUAGUAUCUUCUGACGCCGCAAGCGCCGAAACAGUGGGCGCGGCCAUAGACAAGCGCGCAUAUACGUACCUGCUGACUCGCUGUGGGCUGAUAAAAGCUUCGUACAAGCGAGACAGCGACGAAGUUGGACCUGAAUCUAUACACAGGAAAAAUAUACAACUAUUGAAAGAAUGUGAAGUACAAAUAUUAGACGGUGCCAUAAAAUAUUUGGAAAGUGCUAUACAAAAGCUUCCCACCGCAGAGUCACAAUAAAUGUGAUUUAGAUUUUUAAUUAUUUUAUGAACAAAGUAUGAAAUCAUGACAGUAUUUAUUUUUUUAUGAUGAUCUUAUGAUUUUAAAUAAUUGAAUUAUUUAUUUUAAUACAACGAAUGUCGUAUACAGAUUUAUCUAGUUGUUACCGAAUUUGCUUUUUUUGUAAGUUUGUUUUUGUUAGUAAGUUGUGUGCAAUUUUUAAUAUAA